This is a messenger RNA of Fomitopsis serialis, 597 nucleotides long. RefSeq lists its product as uncharacterized. The record is from RefSeq and is a predicted model, not a curated record. Lineage: Eukaryota; Fungi; Basidiomycota; Agaricomycetes; Polyporales; Fomitopsidaceae. The transcript has 6 exons. The coding region runs from base 177 to 452 and encodes 91 amino acids.
CUUCGACUCCCUCUCUGUUGGUAUUCACGACGCGCACGUCUAGCUUUGUUGCAAACUACUGCCAGCUGGCACCCGCAGCACUCCUGAUCUAUGAUCACUGUCUGACGGUCGAAAGUGAAGUGCGCUACAUAUGGGGCCGGAGGCAGCCGGCAGCGUUCGUUUUCUUCCUCAAUCGAAUGUCUAUGGUGGGAUUGACCGUGACGGGCGCACUCGGCAUUCUGUCCUGGUCUUCUGUGGAGGGUCUACUGAUCGCCAAUGAGAUUUCAUGGGUUUCCGCUCUUCGCGUCAGGGCGCUCAGUCGGAGCCGUGCACUCGCCUGUGCAACCCUAUUACUCGGAAUCAUGCCAGUGAUAUCUAAUUUGGUUCUGUACGCCAAAACGACGUUCAUCACGAUCCCCUCAUACCCGGCAUCACAGCCUGCGCGACCGACGACAGCAUCUCACAUAACUUAGAUACACGGCGUGCGUGGUCCGCUCUGAGCAAUGUGGCUCAUCCGCCUUGCUCACGUUCAUGAACGCAGUACUAUACGCCUCCCGCGCAUGCGCGAUGCAAGUGAUCUUACGGUCAUCGUGGUGAUAUGGUACGGGACGUCAGGCC